GGCGGGGGACAAUGGGUCAGUUACUGGUGCGUCACGAGGGAGUUCCUUAAAGGGGAAGCGAGCGGAGCGGCCGGCCGACGCGGGGUGCGGUGUUCGUCCGGGGGGUCCCCACGCUUUAAAAUAAUGCCCGCGGCGGCCGCGCGACCAUGCAAUGGCGAGCGCUCGUCCUGGGGCUGGUGCUCCUCCGGCUCGGCCUCCACGGGGUGCUGUGGCUCGUCUUCGGGCUGGGGCCCAGCAUGGGCUUCUACCAGCGCUUUCGGCUCAGCUUCGGCUUCCAGCGCCUGAGGGUCCCGGACGGCCUCGCCUACCCUGGCUCCGGGCCCGCGGGCCAGCAGGGGACGCCCGGGGCGCCGUCGGGGCCGUCGUGGCUGCAGCCGCCGGUGGUCGGGGCUGUGGCCGGCGGGCCCGGGGCUCCGCGGCGGCCCGUCCCGGGCGUGUGCGGCCCGGCGCACUGGGGCUACGCACUGGGCGACCGGGGAUGCGGCCCAGACGAGUACGAGAAGCGCUACAGCGGCGCCUUCCCACCGCAGCUGCGGGCCCAGAUGCGCGACUUGGCGCGGGGCAUGUUCGUCUUCGGCUACGACAACUACAUGGCGCACGCCUUCCCGCAGGACGAGCUCAACCCCAUCCACUGCUGCGGCCGGGGCCCGGACCGCGGGGACCCUUCAAAUCUGAACAUCAAUGAUGUACUGGGGAACUAUUCAUUGACUCUUGUUGAUGCACUGGAUACACUGGCAAUAAUGGGAAAUUCAUCUGAGUUCCAGAAAGCAGUCAAAUUAGUGAUCAACACAGUUUCAUUUGACAAAGAUUCUACUGUUCAAGUCUUUGAGGCCACAAUAAGGGUUCUGGGAAGCCUCCUUUCUGCCCACAGAAUAAUAACUGACUCUAAACAGCCCUUUGGUGACAUGACAAUUAAGGACUAUGAUAAUGAAUUGUUGCACAUGGCUCAUGACCUGGCUGUGAGGCUCCUUCCUGCUUUUGAGAAUACGAAGACAGGGAUCCCCUAUCCUCGGGUGAAUCUAAAAACAGGCGUUCCUCCUGACAGCCGUAACGAGACCUGUACCGCAGGAGCUGGUUCCCUCUUGGUGGAAUUUGGGAUUCUGAGCCGACUGCUGGGGGAUUCCACCUUUGAGUGGGUGGCCAGACGAGCAGUGAAAGCCCUCUGGAACCUGCGGAGCAAUGACACGGGACUGUUAGGCAAUGUUGUGAAUAUCCAGACCGGCCAUUGGGUUGGAAAACAGAGUGGCUUGGGUGCUGGGCUGGACUCCUUCUAUGAAUACCUUUUAAAAUCUUACAUUCUCUUUGGAGAAGAAGAAGACUUAGAAAUGUUUAAUGCUGCAUAUCAGAGCAUUCAGAACUACUUAAGAAGAGGGCGGGAAGCCUGUAAUGAAGGAGUAGGAGACCCCCCGCUGUAUGUCAAUGUGAACAUGUUCAGUGGGCAACUCAUGAAUACUUGGAUUGACUCUCUACAGGCAUUCUUCCCUGGACUGCAGGUUUUGAUAGGAGAUGUGGAAGAUGCUAUUUGCCUCCAUGCCUUUUACUAUGCCAUAUGGAAACGAUACGGGGCCCUUCCUGAGAGGUUUAACUGGCAGCUGCAGGCCCCUGAUGUUCUCUUCUACCCACUGAGGCCAGAAUUAGUGGAAUCCACAUAUCUCCUCUACCAGGCAACCAAGAAUCCCUUCUACCUCCACGUAGGAAUGGAUAUUCUGCAGAGUCUGGAGAAGUACACAAAAGUCAAGUGUGGAUACGCCACAUUGCAUCACGUCAUAGACAAGUCCAAAGAAGAUCGGAUGGAGAGCUUCUUUCUCAGUGAGACGUGUAAAUACUUAUAUCUGCUGUUUGAUGAGGAGAAUCCAGUACACAAAUCUGGAACCAGGUACAUGUUUACAACAGAGGGCCACAUCAUAUCUGUGGACAAACAUCUUCGGGAAUCACCCUGGAAGGAAUUCUUUUCUGAAGAUGAAAGGCAGAACCAGCAAGGAAAGUUUGUACACAGGCCAAAAUCUCAUGAGUUAAAAGUCAUCAAUUCCAGCUCCAAUUGCAAUCGUGUUCCUGAUGAGAGGAGAUACUCCCUGCCCUUAAAGAGCAUCUACAUGCGACAGAUUGACCAGAUGGUUGGCUUGGUUUGAUCUCGUCUUCUCUCCAUGGACUCAUCGUAAACCAAAUCUGACUUAAUCCAGACCACCCAAAAAUGCAGUCUGAGAUGGAAGGGGUGGAAAUCUGGCCAUCCAUGAUGGUGUGGAAAUUUGUGACCUGCUCCUUACACGUCCAUCUAGUUAAUAUUUGCGUACUUUGGUGUUUUCUUUCUGUUCAAUAAAAUGCCCUAUUUUUCUUAAGGAUAUAAUUUGAAAUGAGAAGGUAUGUGGAAAUUGGCUUCUGUUGAUAUGCUUGUGUUAUUAAGCACAAUAUAUAGGGAACCUUUAGAUUGAUUGUUCUCAGCUUUCUGUUUAGAAUCCACGUCUCUUCAUGUUGCCAGCACUUGACCCUCCUGCUGUAUUGCUACCUCUUUGUUAAAGGUUUGGGAAUGAAAUUUUUGUGCAAAGGGCCUGAGGUUCACUUGGUGUCCCUACUUUUUGCAUUGAAAAUGUCGUGUUUUCUCUCUUAUUGGAUCAUGGGGCCCUCUGCCAGAUUCCCAACUGUGAUUUUUGGAUCACAUGGAGAGAAAUCAUCCAUUUGUUCAUUUAUGUCACAGGCAGUCUUCACAGUGUUACAAAUUGUUUGCUUUAGUAAUAAUAGUCCAACCAGAAUUCUAGCAGACAGUCUCCUUACUUGUUAUGUCAUACUAUGAGAGAUUAUCAGAUCUUUUGGGUGGUAUUUUGUGUUUAUUUUGAACAUGAGCUUACCUGAGAAACUCCCACAGUGUAAGAAUCAGGUAGGUGCAAUCAGGGAGAGAAAAGAAAAAAAUGCAACUAACAAAAUCUAAGAUUGUUUGAACUUCCAUCUUUCUUAUGUUUCCUAACCACGUUUUCUAAAUUAUAACCAUGUUUGAGUUGGUUUGAGUUUUGUUUCCGUUUUGUCACUUGUGUCUAGUGCCAAUUAGCUAAUCAGGGAGAAAGAAAUGAUCAGAUGACUUUCUGAUAUCCUUGAGCCAUUUCUCUGUGUGAUACAGGUUUUAGAUUAGUGCCUUACGGGUUUUGAUUUAGGCCAUUAACUGUCACGGCCACUGCUGUGUUUGUGGCAGUCUGGUUUUGUAUUGCCAUAUAAUGGGACCAACAGGGAAGGAGGGUGGUGUGGGUGUUAAUGUGGAAGAUGCUAGAAAUUUCUUGAUUGGUCUUUGCCUUUCAAUUUGUUUUUAGUCAAGCCUAUAGAGGAAGUUGUGCUAAAAUACGUUCUUUCCUUUUUGCUAUUAUGUAUUUCCCUGACUAGAACAAAAGGCUGUGUCUUUCACUUAAACUGAGUGCUCUAUAAAUUACAGCAAUGGAAAGGAUAGAAGUCUCUUGAAUACUUGGAGCCUAAUGUAUUUUGUUUCACUUAUCAGUGUUUGCAAACUUCAAAUGAUUUCAUUAGUGUUUUCAAAACUAGAAACAAGUUCUGUGUAAGUCAUUGCAUUUUCAGACAAAAGGGAAAAAGUUUAUUUCUUUUUGAAAAUUUAAGGUUAACUCUUAAAAAUAGAUAUGUAAUUCAGUUAUUUUAAAAGAAAUUUUCAGUAGUAAAUGUAUCACCUAUUUUUUAAAUAUUUACUAGUUAAUUCAUUUUAAAGUAAAAGAAUCAAAUGUUUCCAGUUUUACUUCCUUCAUUUUAGAAGUACUAGUCUAUCAAUAGUGUCUCAUCUACUGAACAACAGAAAAUUUUCUUCCAAAAAUACUAUUCUGAAUGUCUUUAUUAACUCAGUGAAAAUGUUAAAUCCUGCCCCGCUGGCCCUUUCCUUCUGUGAGCUUGCACCUGUACUUUUCUCCAGGCAAGUUGAGGUGGGAUUGUGAAUGACCCACUUGGGAGAACGGGGUGUAUGAGGGAAGAAGCAAAGUCUUCCACCUCUGAAGUCUUUCAGCUUCCCCAUUUCUCCGGCCUCUGUGGCAGCAGCAGUGUGUAAAUACUGCAACACCAUCCUUAUCAUCUGGGCCCUUUACCUACCACGAGCUUUUGGAAUGGAGAUCUGUGCUUGGUAGCACCAGUGUGCCUUGAGUGAAAAGGUUUCUUAGGGGGAUGUGAAAGUUUCGUAUGAAGUCUGAAACCCUGUUGAUAUCUGGAUACUGAACUUACACCAGUUGGUGAGACCGAGGGUGAGUGAAUUACUAUUAAUCCUGAUUAUUGACCUUAUAGACUAUUUAGACUAUCGAGACUGAUGUUAUGUAGUCAGUGAUUUGUGGAACUAAAUGUUAGAAUGUUAUCUAGUACAUCCAUUAAAAGAAUGUUCUUAGAGCCAAGUUCAUAGCUUACUGUUUUCUUUUUAAAAGAAUGACAGUAGCUGUGAUGUAUUUAUAGGCAUCUGUUCUCCCUUCUAUUCUGAAAUACUGGGUAGGGAAGAGCCAAAGAGGAGAAUGUCAGUGGAAUCCCCUUGUUCAGUGCUUUACCCUAGGAAUGUCUUGAAUCUGAACUUUUGCAACAGUUACGAGGUUAAACCAUCCUUAUAUUCCCUCAGUAGCUAGAUGUCCAAUAUUAAUGUUAAUAUUUUGAAAGUAGUUUUAAAAAACUGCUGUAGAAAACUAUCCUGUGAUGAAGCUUGGGAAUUUAGUUCUCCCAAGACAAAAAUUUUAAAUUAUUAUAGGCUGGUUUAGAUGCUUUAGACCGUGUGAUGCACUAGGUGACCGUGGAAUGUUUGCUUUCUGGUUAUGCUGGCCCUUGUGAAAAACUGACUUGUUUUCAGAUCCUCCUUUCAGUUUCUUUCCAGUCCUUUUAUGAGACCUUGUUCUUCUGUCUGAAUUUCUAGGUUCUGCUGAUGUCCUGGGCUUUUCUUUCCUGGACUGGGAAAUGUACAUAUGACAGUUAGUUAUUUAGAGAAAAGUGCAUCAGGCUAUUGUCUAUGCAGGUGAAUGUUAGUGGAGAAACCAUAGUUAACAGGUUUGAAUUUUGAGUUGUGCAAUCUGAGGGCUUUGCUUCCCUCCUCCCCACCCUUUCUCCCCUAUAAAAGAUAAAUGUCUGAGCUGUUUCUUAGCUCAUUUUAGGCUUAACAUUAUACAUUCCUUCUGGGGGCCUUCGGAGCUUCUCUCUCUUCCACGUGUUCGGAUUUAGCACUGGUUAAAGAGUAUGGCUGAGUGCUUACUUUAGCCACAAGGUGGCUGAUAGGGACUUCAGAAGAAAAUCUUUUUGCUUUUCUACCCCAAAACAUAGUGCCUCUUCCCUGCAUGUGGGGCAGGGACCCCAGGUAAGAGAAGAGGGGGUGAGCUGGUUAUAUACCCCUUAGGUCAGGCUCAGGAUUAUGCUUCUACUUAAUUUUGUAUAUGAAUCUGGAAAAAAUGUCAAGUACCUGUGGACUUCUCUAAUUCACUAAGCCCCUCUUUGUGAGAGGCAGAAAAAUAUUUUUUAAAAGUAUUUUGUUUUAGUUUUAAAUAGCAAAAUACAUUUUUAUUUAUUAUACACAAGAAAACUCGUUUUUUCAAAAAAUUUAGAGUUGGAAACUCUGGGAAAACUUACUGAAAUACACAAAUGCUUCUCUGUAAUGUGCAAUAUGCUUUGCUACUAUAGAUGAUAUUUUAUGUUUAAUCUGUAAAUGUAUUUAAAUUAAAAAGAAGCUUUUUGUAAAAUGACCAAAUGUUCUUUUAUAAAUGUACUAAAGGAUAUCUUGCUCUUUGGAAUUUAUUAGAUUUUUAUGAAUAAUUUUUAUUAAAAGAUUCCUUUUUUGAGUGA
This is a messenger RNA of Cavia porcellus (domestic guinea pig), 5784 nucleotides long. RefSeq names its product ER degradation enhancing alpha-mannosidase like protein 1 (gene Edem1). The transcript has 12 exons. Gene Ontology annotation, molecular function: mannosyl-oligosaccharide 1,2-alpha-mannosidase activity; calcium ion binding. The coding region runs from base 147 to 2129 and encodes 660 amino acids. Lineage: Eukaryota; Metazoa; Chordata; Mammalia; Rodentia; Caviidae. Gene Ontology annotation, cellular component: membrane; endoplasmic reticulum. The record is from RefSeq and is a predicted model, not a curated record. Gene Ontology annotation, biological process: mannose trimming involved in glycoprotein ERAD pathway; endoplasmic reticulum mannose trimming; carbohydrate metabolic process.